AUGAAGCACUUUCUCAUGUUUGCUGCCAUAGGCGUGACAGGGUUAUCCCAGGCUCUCUCCCCGCCCCUGAUCACCGCUUCUAUCCCUCUCCCAUCCGACAUCACCUACUCCCACACACAGACUGGAUGUCCAACUGUUACUCAGACACGGGAACUUUGCGCCAGCUGCCCUAUUCCAGCUUGUCUUGUGCUUGGAACCAUUACGCAGUCCUGCAAUUGCCCUACCCCUAUCCCUACAGUCUAUCUUGACUACCCAUGCUCGGAAAGUUGCAGCGGAAUCUGGUGCGCGACCAGCUGGGCUAUUGUGCAGGAGUCAGGUUGCACAUCUACGGACUCAACACCUCCGUCUUCCACUGCCACCCUCACCAGCAAGACCAAGCCGUGGCACAACGGCACCUACACUGGUCACAGCACCAAAACCAAGACGACGACCAUCACUGAAACCGAAACAGAUGAGUGCGAGCCAACACUCACCAAGACCACCACAGUGACCAUCAGCUCCGAGCCGCCCGUGCUACCGACUUUAGAGACCUCGACGAAUCUCCCUGAUGUCGAAACCUCCAUCACAAUCGCACCUAAUGUCACAUUUACCUCGAGAGGCCCAGGAGGUGGCGGGGCAGUGAGCUCCACGAGCGUUGUCGAGGCGGCUGCUGGAAAGAUGCGCAUACUUGGAUUGUGGUGA
Molecule: messenger RNA, 681 nt
Organism: Podospora anserina S mat+
Lineage: Eukaryota; Fungi; Ascomycota; Sordariomycetes; Sordariales; Podosporaceae
Exons: 2
Coding region: 1-681 (226 amino acids)
Source: RefSeq, a predicted model, not a curated record